Molecule: messenger RNA, 1412 nt
Organism: Sphaerodactylus townsendi
Lineage: Eukaryota; Metazoa; Chordata; Lepidosauria; Squamata; Sphaerodactylidae
Exons: 6
Coding region: 116-1162 (348 amino acids)
Cellular component (GO): cell surface
Molecular function (GO): signaling receptor activity
Source: RefSeq, a predicted model, not a curated record
ACCAAGUGACAGACAAUAAUAAUUAACAUUUUAGUUUCUUCCUGAAAAGCCAAAUUGACCAACCGGUUACUCUGCUCUGCUCUGCUCUGCUCUCUAAGCAAUAUUUAGACACAGGAUGAAGCAACUCUACACUUUCCUGCUGGUUUUAAGAGGUCUUUUUGUGCUGAGUAAGACUCAUUCAUCUACAACACCUUUACUCCCUUCCAUUGAAAGACCAGUUGCAGAAGGAAGAAAGCAAGAAAUGAAUAUGCAGCAAGGGGAAUCCCUCCGCUUAUUUCUCUUCUGUGGCCAAGAAAAUUGGAAUACAGAGAAAGUCUGGUGCAAAGAACAGCCGAACGUAUGUAUCCCCAGAAGAAAUCCUGUGAUCUUCUCAGAGCCAGAAUGGAAGAUUCUAACUAUGGCAUCAAAUGAAAAGGUCAAACUGGGAGAAUCAAGGAAAGGCUGUGUUUCUGUACACAUUCUAACUGUUGAAGAAAAGGAUUCAGGUCAAUACUGGUUUGGGCAACUGAAUGGCAAGAAUAUUGAUUAUUUGGUACCAAUUAAAAUAGUGGUUCACAAAGAUUUUAGUGCAACAACAGUCCCAUCUCCUACAUUUAGAACACCUUUUUUUGAAAGUCCAGAAUGGAGACCAAUACAGGUGGUGGUGGUGCAAGGAAAGCCUGUUAAUCUUGUGGGCUUCUGUGGACAGCAGUACUGGAAAGCACAGAAAGUCUGGUGCAAAGGAGAACUGCUGGAAGAAUGUGAUCUCAAAGCCCCUGGACAGCUCCUGGGACAAGGGUGGAAAUAUUUAACUACUGAACCAAAUCAAAGGAUCAUAAUAAGAAAUUCUAGCAAUGACUGUGUUUCUUUCCACAUGUCAGAUCUGCAGUUGAAAGAUAAAGGGAUAUACUGGUUUGGGUUUCUUGAUGGUUGGAAUGUUAGACCUUUAACAAAAGUCACAGUCAUAGUUCAAGAAGAACAGAAAAUAGGUGGCAAUAUGACAGCAAUCAACAAGAAUAAAUCAAGUGUUUACCAUGUUGUCCUGGUGGAGAGCUGUGCUGUGGCUGGUAUAAUAAUUAUCAUGUUCAUCACCACUCUGCUUGUCAGGAGGUUCACGAAAAAUAACGUGAAAGAUGGUGGCAGAAGUAGUCCAGAUUUUCUUGAAUGUCCCAUCUGCCACUGAUCCUUUUCAAGCUGACCUCAGGCUUGGUUGAUUUGGGAUAACACUGGUGGAUUAUCUCCAUCUUCAAUUACAUAAGGAAAUUCCAUCAUAGCUGACACUCGUGGACACACUGACUGCCUUUGAUACUGUAGAGUUAUUGAGUGUUUAGGUGUAACAGCGGGUACCACACCAUUGGUUUCAUUCUUUUUGUAUAUCGGGAUUCAAAGAGUCUUCAUAGGGAAUAAAAUAAUCAUGUAUUUGGAACCUGUAA